AUGAAUCUUUCAUUGUUUUAUGACAUAGUUUAUAAGUUGUGUGAUGGAGACCAUCUAGCUAACACUAAUGGAGAGGGACAUGUUGCUGCCAAUAAUGGAGAAGACGAGCAAGUUGAGGUCGUGAAUGCUAAUGGAGGAUCUAAAGAUGCUGCUUUAAAGAAUAAUCCUUACAUUCGUGAUCCACUUUCAAACAUUGUUGGACCAAUGACUCGUGCUAGACGCAAGAGGAUGAAUGAAUCACUUAAUAGUCUAAUUGUUACUACAUGGGCUAAGGAGGAAAUUAAGCUUGAAGAUUACAAGCCCAAGACUAUUAAUUUGCUGCAAGUAACACCAAUGGACAUGGCCCAUUUGGAGAGAAGAAUUUCGGCCCUCAAUCCUCAAAGGGACCGCCGGCCACAUCUCCUCAUGUUGGUCGAAUUGCUCCCUAAAGUUUAGGGGUGAGAUCAUUCAAAUUUUAUCUCUUUGAAAGAGAAGACUUUUAUCUCUUUAAA
Oldenlandia corymbosa var. corymbosa is the source of this 491-nucleotide messenger RNA. The record is from the annotation of a GenBank genome assembly. NCBI's taxonomy places the organism in Eukaryota, Viridiplantae, Streptophyta, Magnoliopsida, Gentianales, Rubiaceae.